CUUUCUUCUCUGUUGCCUUUCUUCACAGUGCCUGGGUUGUUUAGUAAUUUGGAAUUCUAAGCUCAAGGUUGUCUGGGUUCUCUCUAGGGGUUGAGGAGAAUUCUUCCAAAAAAGGAUUUAUCAUUGUCUCUUCCAGGUGUCUUUGGGUCCUACCAACCCAGGGCCACCAGAAAUUGAGUUCUUGAGGCCAAAACUGGCUCCAAAGAAACAUCAAAGGAAGCCUGCACCAAAGGCCUCUCAGGGCCAUCUUAGAAGCCGUGUGAGAGGCCGAAUGGCGCCCCCUGCAGCUGUGCUCUCUUUGUUGCUGCUGCUGCUGCUCUUUACAGGUUGUGCCCGUAUGCAGUGUAGUGAGGGGAAGACUUACUCCAAUGCAAUCAUUUCACCGAACUUGGAAACUAACAAAAUCAUGCCGGUGCCUCAGACCACCCCCGUGGUGGACUGCACGUCGGCGUGCUGUGACCUGUCCAGCUGUGACCUGGCCUGGUGGUUUGAGGGCCGCUGCUACCUGGUGAGCUGCCCCCGCAAGGAGAGCUGUGAGCCCAAGAAGAUGGGCUCCAUCAGGUCCUACCUCACCUUUGUGCUCAGGCCCGCCCAGAGGCCCACACAGCUGCUGGACUACGGGGAGGUGAUGCUGAACAGGGGUUCUCCGUCGGGAGUCUGGGGGGACUCACCUGAGGAUAUCAGAAAGGACUUGCCCUUUCUAGGCAACGGGCGGGGCCUAGAGGAGAUGUCUGAGUACUCGGAGGACUACCGGGAGCUGGAGCAGAACCUCUUCCAGCCCAUCAGCAAGCAGGCGCCCCGAGGGAGCGCAGAGUACACGGACUGGGGCUUGCUGCCCGGUGGUGGUGGUGGUGGUGGCGGUGGCGGUGGCGGUGGCGGCGGCGGGGGAGGCUUCAACUCCUCUGCUGGGGAGAGCCCAGCAGCAAUGGCGGAGAAGCAGCAGGAGGAUCCAGAGCUCCAUAAACUGAAUGAGUCGGCGUGGACGCCGGCCCCAGAACACGCCCCAGAGAGAGGGUUGUUGCUUCCCUUGGUCACGACUCCAUCUUCAGGAGAGGAACUGGAGAAAGAGACUUUUCAGCUCCCGGAGCAACCCAGUAACAGCUCUGGAAAAGAGGUUCUAAUGCCUUCCCAUAAUCCUCCUCCAGCCAGCCCGGAGUUCAGCACAGCCACCAUGGAGGAAAACUCAGUUCUCACAGUCACCCCCUGGAACACAGAGCAGAGCAUUUCAACCCUUCCCACUAGCACCAUCCCCACUGAGUCCACCCCAUCUGAGCAACCUGUAUCUGCUCCCACUGUUCCCAGGACAGUGAAAGAACUCAUGGUGUCGGCUGGCGAAAACCUAAUAGUAACUUCACCGGAAAGUGAAGUUGAACUGAAGGCCUUUGUUGUGCCAGCGCCACCUGCAGGAACAACCUACAGCUAUGAAUGGAGUUUAAUAAGCCACCCUGAAGACUACCAAGGUGAAAUAAAACAAAGACACAUGCAAACUCUUAAUCUCUCUCAAUUGUCAGUCGGACUUUAUGCCUUCAAAGUAGCGGUUUCUGGUGAAAAUGCCUUUGGAGAGGGAUUUGUAAAUGUCAGCGUUGAGCCAGCCACAAGAGUCAACCUGCCACCCACGGCCGUUGCUUCUCCCAAGAGACAAGAGCUCACUCUGCCUUUGACGUCAGCCCUCAUUGAUGGCAGCCAAAGUACAGAUGAUACUAAAAUAGUGAGUUAUCACUGGGAGGAAAUUACUGGGCCCUUCCUAGAAGAGAAGACCUCGGCUGACUCCCCCGUCUUACAUUUGUCGAAUCUUGUUCCUGGAAACUAUACCUUCAGGUUGACUGUUACAGACUCAGAUGGAGCCACUAACUCUACAACGGCAACCCUAGUAGUCAACAGUGCUGUGGACCAUCCACCAGUUGCCAACGCGGGACCAAAUCAGACUAUAACUUUACCUCAAAACUCCAUCACUUUGAAUGGAAACCAGAGCAGUGAUGAUCACCAGAUUGUUCUCUAUGAGUGGUCCCGGGGCCCUGGGAGUGAGAGUAAAGAGGUGACCAUGCAGGGAGUAGAGACACCGUACCUUCAUUUGUCAUCACUGGAGGCAGGAGACUAUACAUUUCAGCUGAUGGUGACAGAUUCUUCAAGGCAACAAUCCACAGCUGUGGUCACUGUGACUGUCCAGCAUGAAGACAACAGGCCUCCGGUGGCGGUGGCUGGCCCGGAUAAGGAGCUGGUCUUCCCAGUGGAGCACACAACCCUGGAUGGGAGCAGGAGCAGUGAUGACCAUGGCAUUGUUUUCUACCACUGGGAGCAUGUCAGAGGCCCCAGCAUGGUGGAGAUGGAGAACGUGGACAAAGCUAUAGCCACUGUAAGCGGUCUUCAGGUGGGUACCUACCACUUCCGUUUAACAGUGAAAGACCAGCAGGGACUGAGCAGCACGACCACCCUCACCGUGGCCGUGAAGAAGGAAAAUAAUAGUCCUCCCAGAGCCCAGGCUGGUGGCAGACAUGUUCUUGUGCUUCCCAAUAACUCCAUUACUUUGGAUGGUUCAAGGUCUGCUGAUGACCAAGGAGUUGUGUCCUAUCUGUGGAUCCGGGAUGGCCAGAGUCCAGCCGCUGGAGAUGUCAUUGAUGGCUCUGACCGCAGCGCAGCGCUGCAGCUCACCAACCUGGUGGAGGGGGUCUACACUUUCCGCCUGCGGGUCACUGACGGUCAGGGGGCCUCGGACACGGACACCGCCACGGUGGAAGUGCGGCCAGACCCUAGGAAGAGCGGCCUGGUGGAGCUGAUCCUGCAGGUCAGCGUUGGGCAGCUGACAGAGCAGCAGAAGGACACCCUCGUGAGGCAGCUGGCAGUGCUGCUAAAUGUGCUGGACUCGGACAUUAAGGUUCAGAAGAUCCAGGCCCACUCAGAUCUCAGCACCGUGGUCGUGUUUUAUGUGCAGAGUGGGCCACCUUUCAAGGUCCUCAAAGCUGCCGAAGUGACCCGAAAUCUGCACAGGCGGCUCUCAAAGGAAAAGGCUGAUUUUUUGCUUUUCAAAGUCUUGAGGAUUGACACAGUUGGGUGCCUUUUGAAGUGUUCCGGGCAUGGUCACUGUGACCCCAUCACAAAGCGUUGCAUUUGCUCUCAGUUGUGGAUGGAGAACCUCAUCCAGCGUUACAUCCGAGAUGGGGAGAGCAACUGCGAGUGGAGCGUGUUCUAUGUGACGAUCCUGGCGCUCACUCUCGUGGUGCUAACAGGGGGUUUAACCUGGCUUUGCGUCCGCUGCUGCAGGAGACGAAAAAGGACUAAAAUAAGGAAAAAAACAAAGUACACCAUCCUGGAUAACAUGGAUGAUCAGGAAAGAAUGGAGCUGAGGCCCAAAUAUGGUAUUAAGCACCGAAGCACAGAACACAACUCCAGCCUGAUGGUGUCCGAGUCUGAGUUUGACAGUGAUCAGGACACAAUCUUCAGCCGAGACAGGAUGGAGCGAGGGAAUUCAAAGGUUUCCAUGAAUGGCUCCAUCAGAAAUGGAGCUUCCUUCAGCUAUUGCUCAAAGGACAGAUAAUGGAGCGGUGGUGAAACAGAAGGACACCCACAGGAAUCCUUCAGGACAGUCAACGGGAGUUCAAAAUCCAAAACUAACUCUUGUUAGAAUAGCGCGUUCAUGUCCCUUCACACUGGGCUGGAGGUGUGUGCGGUAUUUUAAAACGCCUGUCUUCUUGGAGUUUUCGAGACACAGAACAAAACUAAAACAUUGCUCUUUUCACUGAGAUACUCAUUAAUAGGAAUAAAGGUUAGGUAAGACGCUAGGUAUACACGUAAAGGAGUUCUGUGUUUUUGCAGCUGGUGCAGUGUUAUAUUCCUCUGUUAGGGUAAAAAUUAAUGCCUGCUUCUAUCUGCAGACCCUCAGGGAAGGGGAGUUAGAUGUGGAUGUAAAGAGGGCUGAUUUCUCUUAGGAGCUGUGAUUGCCUUUAAAGACGACUUGCCAAGUGUGGUUUCUGUCCUAGGACCCUUUGAGUCCGAGGGCUGUGUGUAUUAAGAUCAUUUAUAUGAGGUAUGAUUUGUCCUCUAUCCAGUCUUUUCUGUACUGAAAAGACACCUGUACAGAGCCAAGCUGUCCUGUUCUCACUACUUUGCUACUGCCAACCAUCUGUGCUCUCUGCAGAGAGCAGCUCUUGUAAGUUUAAGAGCUAAAUAAGAAUUGUAUUCUGAGGACCAGAGGCAAUAGAAAGGGAGAUGGGAUGUCAUGACUUAUAAGUGGAAAGUUGAAGGUAGCAGUUUAACAUAUUUUACUUUUUCUUGCUUCAAGAAAAGUAGACUUCACAGAGGCCUCUCUCAGCCCCAGUUUUCAUGAAACACAAGAAAACUGAUUCUUAAUUCUUAGACAUUUAUUAUGUGCUACAGGCCAUGCAUUUGGACCUCCAUCAACAGGAAAAUAAGGACUUAGCAACUUUGUCAUCUAUACAGUCGGCCCUCCGUAUCCGUAGAUGGGGGACCUGCAGGGAUGUGGGGCCCGUGGAUGCAGAGAUGGGGAGGUAGGGGCAGAUAGACUGUAUUCCCAAACUUGGAAAUGCCAUCAGUCUUAAUGAGGAUGGUAUGCUUAUGAUACUCGGCCCCUACAUUCCCUAAUAACUUGACAUAGACAUAGACAUUCACUUCAGAUGUUUAAAAAUAUGCUUAUUAAAUCAUUUUUCUACUAAAUAUCUUAUUUUACAUAUACAGGAAAAAAUCCCCAACCGCAAAGCAGCAUCCAACAGCGAUGAACUGGAGUUAAUUACAGCCUGACAAGCCUGAGGCUGGGGGCCCUUGGCAUGCUUUGUGGGGAGCUUAGAAUGAGAGGUGGGGCUCAUCACAGACAGAGCCAGUGUUGUGACAUCAAGCAGGACCACACCUAAGCAAUAUUCUGUUGCACAAGCUUCUGUCACACGAGGAGAAGACUAGGAUCGCUUUGUUGUGAUUAGGUGGAGAAGCAAGGAGGUUGAACCAUCAGGUUUAAAUCCUCAGGACAGGACAAGAGAGAAAAUAGUUCCCAUGGGCCACUGAAAAAGAAUUAAGCUUUUAGGUGCUUUUGUUCUCGCUGCUAAUAAUUCAUCCUGAUGAGACCGUCUUACUUUUAAUAAUUCUACUUUGUGGGGAAUGGCAGAAGUAAAAAGCCUAGGAGUGCAAUACUAUCGAUGGUGUUGGGAGGAAAAUACGAUGCUUUUUUCACCAAUAUUUAACUUCAUAGACUUACAGUUUGCCCUUUCCAGUGGCCAGGGUUGUUAUUUUUGUGUACAACUGGAAAUUUCUGGCAUAAAGGAUGGCAGCCCACAUAUGAAGUCAGCAGAGAACAGUGAUGGAGAAGGGGGGGUGAUCAUGUGUUAAGUACUAUGUACAUAUAUAUUUUACAUACUCAAUUGAUCCAUAUAGUCAACCUUGAAAAGUAGAUAUUAUUAUUCUUAUGUGGCAUGUGAUGAUCUGAAGGCCCAGAGUAUAAGUAACUUGCUCACAGUUACAGCCAAUUAGCAGGGCAUUUAGGAAUCAAAUGUACAUUUUUGAAGCUACAAAGUCCAGGCUUUCCACUCUCCUCCCCUACCUACACAAAUAACCUCCACCCUCAUCUGUUGGAUGAAAAAUUCUGGUGGACUUUUCAGACCACUUGGAAGUUCUGUUCCUAGGAUCAAGGAUUCCCUUUGUGAAGAGGGCAAAAGACCAAGGCAGAGGAGCCUCCCUCACCUCCCCUGCUGGGUCACUCCCAGGCCACCCUCUAGGUUGCCAAGUGUUGCUUCUGCCUUUGUCCCCCAGCCUAGCCGGUCUAAUCCUUCCACCACAGCUAGACCUUGAACCUAGGGUGGUCAAAAAUAACACCAUUCCAGUGAUCAGAAAGUGGGGCCUCUCCUGUUACCCUACUUACCACCAGAGCAUGAGGUCGACCAGAGGCCAGUAUUCUUUUUUUUUUUUUGGAAUGAAGAAACUAUUUGGCGCUGGUAGAAAAGACAAAUAAUGGCCGGCUCCAAACAGAGAUCUUCUGCGGACCAAGGCGGGGACAGCUCACCAGUAUUCUUCUCUUGUGCAUUUUCCAUUAAGGGCUUUGGGAAGAGGAAGCUCUCCAGGAGCUUUGGAUAGAUAAGAAAAGCAGGGCUGGGAGAGGGUGUUGGUAGGACCUACAGGUUAAUAAAACUCUUAGUUGCUGGUUAAGACUCGAAGGAGCAUUCAAACCAUGGUACGAAGAGGCCAAGCACCUUUAUGACUGAAGAACCUGCUGACCAACACGCAGUUGGUAAGAAGACGUACCAGGCGUCCUGCCACUGCUGCUACCUGUGUGGGCGGGGAGGAGGGUGAGUCCUGUUCUUUGUGUGUGUGAGGCCGAACCAUCAUGGAUUUUGGCUUGAGUCUUGGUCUCAUUUUUUUAAUGUUAUCUUUCCCCCAUGUAUUGACAAGGGAUCAUUUCUAGCAUAACACUAUUAAACCUAUGUGCUGACCUA
Vicugna pacos (alpaca) is the source of this 6431-nucleotide messenger RNA. Lineage: Eukaryota; Metazoa; Chordata; Mammalia; Artiodactyla; Camelidae. The record is from RefSeq and is a predicted model, not a curated record.